CAGAGAACAGUAUGGCUCUAACUGUAGUUAACGCUCAGCUUCCUGCUGCUUUGUCUUCUAAGAGGAACAUAGCCAGUAGUAAUUCACUGUUAAGGAAACCUAGGGUUUGGAAGGUUGUAUCUCCAGCUUCUUCAACUGGUUCAAAACGUAAUUAUCUUGUUGUUAAGGGGUUAAUUAACGAUAAUGUUGCUUUAUAUGAGGAGGAAAUUGAGUCAUUUUCUAGUUUGGAUCAUAAGCCGCAUAACAUCUUCCCCCCUGACUUCGUUUUUGGUGCUGCCAGCUCUGCUUUCCAGGUGGAAGGAGCAACAAAGGCAGGAGGGAGAGGACCAAGCAUAUGGGAUACGUUUUGUGAAAAGUCUUCAGGAAAAAUUGUCGAUAAGUCAACUGGAGAUCCGGGAGCAGGCUCAUACUACCGCUAUAAAGAAGAUGUGCAGCUCUUAGUCGACAUAGGCCUCCAAGCUUACAGAUUCUCCAUCUCUUGGCCAAGAGUACUCCCAAAGGGCCGUGGCCUGCCCAAUCAGGAAGGACUCAAGUACUAUCACAAUCUGAUUGAUGAGCUAAAGCUUCAUGGAAUUGAGCCCUAUGUUACACUAUUCCAUUGGGAUGUUCCGCAGGCUUUAGAAGAUGAAUAUGGAGGAUUUUUAAGCAGACGGAUAGUAGAUGAUUACAAGCAGUAUGUGAAUCUAUGUUUUGAGGAAUUUGGGCAUAAAGUGAAGCAUUGGAUCACAUUGAAUGAACCUCGGAUGUUUGCUUCAAUGGGAUAUGGCUAUGGGAUGUUUGCUCCUGGCCACUGCACUCCAGACUUAGAAAUUCCAGGAUUUGGUCCUCUCAAUUGCCCUGUUGGAGAUUCUCUCAGAGAACCCUAUAAAGUUGCUCAUAACUUACUCUUAGCUCAUGCAGAAGCAGUAGAUCUCUACAGAACCCAUUACCAGGCUAAACAAAGGGGAAAAGUGGGAAUUACAGUAAACUCACAUUGGUAUGAACCUUAUGAUGAAAGUCCACUUAAUAAAGAGGCGCAACAAAGAGUUCUUGAUUUCAAUGUAGGAUGGUUUUUGGAUCCGGUGAAGUUUGGUAAUUACCCGUUUUCUAUGCGAGCUUUGGUGGGGGAUAGACUCCCAAUCUUCACGGACGAAGAGUCUGCAAAGCUUAGGGAGUCUUAUGAUUUUAUUGGGGUCAACUAUUACACAUCAAGAUAUGUAAAAGACAAGUCGUAUAAUUAUACUAUCAAGCCACAGACCUGCAUUGACGACGCACAGGCCGACACGCCAACUGAGAGAGCUGGGGUGCCCAUCGGACCCGCAGAGCCAAAGAGUUGGGUGAAUGUGUAUCCAAAAGGAUUAAAAAAGCUUCUGCUGCACAUAAAGCGAAGAUACAACAAUCCUGCGAUUUACAUCACUGAAAAUGGGGUUCUUGCGUAUAAUGAUGAUGGAGUUAACAUACCUACUGAAGAUAUAUUCCGGACAGAGUUCCUCACCUCUCACCUUCAUGAACUUGAGGAUGCCUUAAGUAGUAGAGCCAAUGUGAAGGGAUACUUCGUGUGGUCUCUGUUAGACAGCUUUGAAUGGAGGGAUGGCUAUACAUGCAGGUUCGGUCUGAACCACGUCAACUACGACAACUUGCAUGAACCGGAUCUAAGGAGGACUCCCAAGCAAUCUUCUCGUUGGCUCAAACGUUAUCUGCGUAACAUAAAUAAUACUAAGCCCACAGUACUCCCCGCUCCCAUCAUAUCGGAGCUCGUCCAACCUGUCGUUGCUACUAAAAUAUAAAUAUGCAUUUGCAGACUAUGUUUGAUUAUGCUAAUGUUAUAUUUCAUAUGUUGUGUUGUAUGUCUUCUAUGUGUUCGUGAACAAAUAAGGAUGGUGAUGAGCUCACCUACUACUGUUACUAAUGUUAUUCUUAUCGUAUGUAAGAGUUUCAGCUGUUGAAGAGGCUUGAAUAAGUGAUCUAUUUUCACAAA
Messenger RNA from Phalaenopsis equestris, 1957 nucleotides. Its product is annotated as beta-glucosidase 24-like. Gene Ontology annotation, biological process: carbohydrate metabolic process. Bases 12 to 1766 code for a protein of 584 amino acids. NCBI's taxonomy places the organism in Eukaryota, Viridiplantae, Streptophyta, Magnoliopsida, Asparagales, Orchidaceae. The transcript has 13 exons. The record is from RefSeq and is a predicted model, not a curated record. Gene Ontology annotation, molecular function: beta-glucosidase activity.